AUGACAAGUUCAAGUACCACGAAUCUUGGAAGUGGCAAUAUGAACCUUCCACAGAUGCGGUCCAUUUGGUUGGAUGAAGACGAGGAAGCGGAAAAGCUGUAUGGCUUACAAGCGCAGCAAUUUAUGGGAUCAGACGAUGAAGAGAAUUUAGGUAUCACAUUCAUCAACAGCGAUAAGCCGGUACUGAGUAACAAGGAAAACAUCGAGUUGCCCCCACUUCUGCCAAACACACAUUCGUCAAGGUACGAUGGGAGAAGUACUUCCAACUCCGCAGUGUCUAUAGAGACAUUAUCAUCCUCCAGCACCAUCAAGACUAAACACAAAAAAGUUCUCUUCAAGCUCAACUUGUUGAAAAAGAGGUUUCUUGGCACUCAAUUGGACAUAAGAGCUAAGAAUAUUUCCACUCCGUUUGAUUUCCAACACAUUUCCCAUGCAGAUACUAAAAACGGGUUCCAGGACGAGCAGCUGCAGGGACCUUUGUCAGCGCCCACUGAAAUUGAAGAGGAUUCUGCCCUCUCUCUAAGCAAACGAGAUUCGAGAUCACUGAAUAAGGCAUUUGUCACUGAAAGAAUCCCGGCCAAUCGCGAAAGUAAACUCAUUCCAAGAUCGCACGACAAAAAGACAUCAAGAUUAUCAGUUGCGAGAUCGAUCUCAGUUACUUCGUCUAAUUACUCUAAAAGCACACAGGGAAACAACCAUUCUAUCAAUGGCAGAGUCGUUUCCACAUCUACCAUGGCGACAUCCAUCUUUGAGUAUUCUCCUAACUCAUCGCCAAAGCAAUCCAAGACCAAGUCGCAUAACGUAAGCCAUAGAUACACCGGUUCCACAGAUUCCAGUGAAUCUUCAUUGGAUUUUUUGAAAAACUACAAUUUUCCCACAUUGCUUGAGGAUAAACCGAUCUUGGACUUUUUACCUCGUUCGCAGAGGUCAAGCGCCUACCGCAGCCUUUUAGGGACUCCGAAUUCAAACAAAAGUUCGACAAAAGUUUUUGCUUCUCCACAGCAAAGCCCAGUCACCAAAAGAAGAAAUUCGGUAUCAACGGCCUCUCCCCAGUCCAAAUUCUCAUACGUUGACUCCCCUGCUAACUUUAGGAAGUCCUUCGAUGACAUUAUUCAUUCUUGCAAGCAGUUAGAGCCUCUGCAGGUUUGA
Messenger RNA from Saccharomyces kudriavzevii IFO 1802, 1149 nucleotides. RefSeq names its product Gic2p (gene GIC2). Bases 1 to 1149 code for a protein of 382 amino acids. The record is from RefSeq and is a predicted model, not a curated record. The transcript has a single exon. Lineage: Eukaryota; Fungi; Ascomycota; Saccharomycetes; Saccharomycetales; Saccharomycetaceae.